GUUAAAAAAAAUAGUCACACUUUCAUAUAUAUAGAAACCCGCUUUUGCAGUGCCGCUGGUCAUAUUUUCACAGAUUUUCAUAAGAAAACCAAUAUGUAAAUAGAAGGAAGAAAAAAAAUGUAGCAAAUCAAUAAGCACACCGUUUCGCAACGCUGCAAAAUGCCGCGCCGUGAAAACAAUAAAGUUGAUAUCAAGCCCAGCUGGAUUGCUGAUUCCCGCAACUUUUUUACCCAUGUAAUUACGGAUACUUUGGAGAGUCUUCGCAAAAACUCCAUGAUUGAACUAAGCCACCCUGAGAAAAUUGCGCUCUCCCAACUGGAGACACAAUGGAUGCAACACUACAUGCCCAGCAAGCAUAUGCCGGAAUCGAAUCCCUGCCCAUUACCGGUUCCCAAGCCAAAGCCGCGACGGCCUACCGUAAAACCGAGAGCAAAGGCAGCCAGUAGAGCAAAGCCAGAUGCGCAGUCUGUGGAUCCCCACACUUUGGAUGACCAUGUCAAUAUAGUGUAUCGCAUUUGCAUUCCUCCUCUGAGGCCCCAUUGGCAGUGCCGCAGCUUCGAUCUCAGUAUUCCUGCACAUGUGUGCAAGGAAAAUUUAAUUGAGCAGCUAAUAACCUGGCAGCUGCUGGACCGCAUUAUGGAGCUGCCGCAGGAAGAGGCCACGGCGAUGUUUCAGAAGCAUGUGAAAAAACUGCUGUAG
Molecule: messenger RNA, 699 nt
Organism: Drosophila novamexicana
Lineage: Eukaryota; Metazoa; Arthropoda; Insecta; Diptera; Drosophilidae
Product: moonshiner
Exons: 2
Coding region: 160-699 (179 amino acids)
Source: RefSeq, a predicted model, not a curated record